GCAAAACAGUUUAUCAAUGAAACUAAGGAACAAUAUAACAUUACAUAUCCAAUUAACCAAAAGAUUAUGACAGCUAAUCCAAUGAACAAACUAUGGCUUCCUGUAACAACUGAAGAAAUAUCACAAUACAAUAUUACUCUACUAAUUACUGUGCCUAGGCAAUUAAUAGAUACUGCACAUCUAUUAAGAGAAUCUUAUUACUUCAUAAGAAUACCAGACUAA
This is a messenger RNA of Scutellospora calospora, 222 nucleotides long. The record is from the annotation of a GenBank genome assembly. NCBI's taxonomy places the organism in Eukaryota, Fungi, Glomeromycota, Glomeromycetes, Diversisporales, Gigasporaceae.